Molecule: messenger RNA, 1893 nt
Organism: Peniophora sp. CBMAI 1063
Lineage: Eukaryota; Fungi; Basidiomycota; Agaricomycetes; Russulales; Peniophoraceae
Source: the annotation of a GenBank genome assembly
AUGGAUGCCAUCGUUAGAGAAGUCAUGGAGAGAGGGUCGGAUGAGGGCGUACUUGGUGGGACACAUACCCGCGAUCAACGUGGAACGAGGGGUGAUCACCUGGCUAUAAAUGAUAUGAAGGGCGAGAUUGAGGCUAUAGAAACUACUCUGAAUCUAACGCGAAGGGCCGACCUUGCGUCUUUAACAUCCAUACAGUCGAAGUCAUACGCUGAUGGGAGAAGCAUAAUUAUGGCCGUUGACGCCUCAUUAGAGCAUUUGCGUGACUUGGAGGCCAUAUCGCAGACCCUGAUGGCUGAGCUCGAUCGGCGUCGCCUGCAGAUUAUCGCUGGCAUCCAGCCGGGCUCUCUCAACACAGCCAGUUCCUUGCCCAUCCUACGCCUCCCAACUGAGAUCCUCUAUCGAGUCGCGGAUCUGCUGGCUUUAUCCACCCCUGCUACCCCUAAUCAUCUAGGGUGGAUGAAGAUAUCUCACGUGUGCACUGCUUGGCGUCAGGCAAUCAUAUCCUUCGCUGCCCUCUGGGCUCGUGAAGUUGGGGUCUUUGCCAGCCCUGAAAGCUUUCAAAUCAUCUCACAGAGGGCUGGAGAUGCUCCAUUGACGGUCACAAAUCCGUCACUUAGUCCCCGCCAGAGUCCUUUUGGACAACCACGGCAUGUGCGACUACAUGGUCUCUACUUUGAGAUCUUACCGCGAGUUCGCACGCUCGGUCUGACCCUGGAGUCCGAGGACAUGGAGCAUCUAAUCCGGGCCCUUUCCCGUCAGAACCUACCGCUGAUGGAGACUAUCGCUUUGGAGAAUGUCGCUGGCAUCUCUUUUUCAACCAUGGUUGAGCCACGCCGAGCAUCUACCGCGGCGUUGAACAACCUUAUCGUCUGCCCAAAUCUGCGGAGCCUAUCGCUUCGCGGAGUUUUCGCUACAUUCUCGAGCACGCGCUUGACCAGCAUCAUAUUAUGCGGGACUCGUCGCCACCCGCUGUCAAUCACCGGAUCCCAGUUCCUCGACAUGCUCUCACAAUCGGCCGAAACGCUCGAAGAGAUCUGUUUGCUUAACUGGUUGCCUACCAUCUGGGAGGUGCCCAGAGAGAGGCGUGUGCAGCUUCCCGGCCUUCGGAAGUUGAGUCUGCUUUCUCCCUCAAGCGAAGUGGCCUACCCCAAGCUAUGCAAACUUCUACAAACACCUGCUCUUGCUAUGAUGAACUUGGAAACCUCUCACGAGCCACAUACCAUGUCUGACGUCCUCGGGGUUCUGGAUUGGGUAUGCACGAACGGACAGGCAUGUCCUUGUAAUAAGGACGCCAUUCAGCUCGCAGUUUACCACGAAGAGAACGGGAUUACCCAGAAAAUCGCUGUGCACAUGGAUAGCCAUGAUUUCAACCCCAAUCGUAUGUUGUCCCGCGGAAGCGACACACAGUCGGGUGUCGACUUGGUGUUUCCACUUGUCGUAAACGACACACAUGCACCGAUCGACUCUGAAGAUCUACUUCGCGUAGUGAUCUCACGGUAUGCCUCCUGGCGCGUGCGCUCGAGCCUUCGUCCACUGGAGAUCCUCGGCCUCCGAUCCGGACAUCUCUUGUCCAUGGAUGCACGCGACUUGUUGCGGGAUUUGAAUGCAGUAAAAACGCUCCAUCUCUGUUUAGCAAUGCGUUCAUAUACCCAUCAAUCGAUGGAGGACCAGGAUAACAGUACUCGAGGGGUGUUGGGGGCUCUUGCAAUGCCUGAGCUGGAUGGAUCCUUCCUUCUUCCCCUCCUGCAAGCGGUAGCUUACCGCGUGGAUGCACCAUUCUUCGGGUUAACGUUAGCAGGGCGAGCGGAGGUGCAGGAACAACUUGAGUCUUUGGCACUAUCUCGGGCUUCGCAUGGUACGCCGAUCAGCGUACGCGACAUGCAGUCUACAUAG